AUUCUUCUUGUCUUUAUCUCUUCUUAUUUUUCUUUUAUUUUUUCAGUAUUACAAUGGAUAUUAACGCUAUUCGCCAACAAAUCAUUCAACGUCAUAAUGCCAAAGAGCAGAGACCUCUUGGUGCCCAACACCGAAUUUGGAGCAUUUUUAGAACCUCCCACUACCAACUUUUGCAAUCACUUAUUGAUUCGCCUCUUACUUUUGAUCCCGUCGAGCAUACUUCAGCUAUUCAAGCCACCAACACUCGCCUGGUCGUUGGAUCUCAGCAUGCUGAUCCUAACUUGACCGAGGACAUGGAACUGAGCAGUUCCCCAGAGUACUAUUUCCGCUGUGCCCGCCUACUGUCAGACGAGUUUUUGGAGUACAUCCAUCUAUACGAGCAUCGAUUUCCAGCGGAUGCUGCGUGGUCUCAAAACUUCGAGCAAGAAGUGAAUAAGCUCGAACUAGACAAACCUUGCCUCCUCUCCAUUAUGUAUGUGGGCUUUACGGUCGCCUCAACCGGAUCUCAGCGUCUCCGCCAUGAUUUGUCUGUCGACGGCGGUUCUAGAUUCACGAAUUUUUGCACAAUUGCUACCGAGAUUAACUGGAUGGUAUACCAAGUAGUGCGCCUAAGGGGUUAUUUCCGAAGGCUUCUCGGCCAUUGACUCGGGUUACGUAGAAGACGUGCUGUUGAAGGCUAUUGGCGCCGUAGCCUUGAACUCGGCCAAUAGAGGCAUAUUAUUUGAUUGGCAUCCUAGCCCGGCAAUCAAACAGGCAUGGGCUACGAUUGCCUCUGAAUUUGAUCAAGCUAGUCUGUUUGUCCGCAAGCGUCUGACAACUUCGAGAAGAGAAGCCAUUACUCAUCAUUUGAAGAUCAAGCUGAAUACAUUAAGCGUCAUGGCACGAUAGGGUCCUUGACCGUGGAGCCUCCGUCAGAUGAACUUCUCGAAACCGU
Messenger RNA from Radiomyces spectabilis, 934 nucleotides. RefSeq lists its product as uncharacterized. The transcript is spliced from 2 exons. The coding region runs from base 54 to 644 and encodes 196 amino acids. NCBI's taxonomy places the organism in Eukaryota, Fungi, Mucoromycota, Mucoromycetes, Mucorales, Radiomycetaceae. The record is from RefSeq and is a predicted model, not a curated record.